UUUUCAUUUCAAUUGCAUAGAGACCGAUAGAGUCCGCUCAAAGUUCACAAAUCACAACAUCCAACCGAAAUUUUUUUACAUGAUCAGCUUUCGUUCACUGUUCAAAACAUUUGUUUCGAGCAGUCCUAUCACCACCAGUAAAAUGCCAGCAAGUCAGAUACAUUCUGAAAAGCAAGUUCCAACUGAAACUGCUUCAUUUGGAAUGUCCUGAUUUUGGUUUCCUGAGGCACAGUUUGGUAGUCAAGGACUUUAAAUGACUUAAUACCUACAUAUGCUUGCUAUAUUGUUAUUUAUUUUUGUUGUAAAAGGUUGUGCCUCAGGUGUAAUCCGUACUCGCGUAGGAUUCAGCGGAGGCGCCAAACCUAAUCCAACUUACAGGAGCUUGGGAGACCAUACUGAAACAACAGAAGUUGUAUACGAUCCAACCAAAACAAAUUACUCAAAUUUGUUAAAUAUGUUUUGGAAAAACCAUGAUUCUACUCAGAAGUGUACGCGGCAGUACAUGUCUGCCGUCUUUUACCACAACGAAGAGCAAAAAAGGCUAGCUAUUGAUUCAUUGGAACAGGCACAAAAGGUUAUAGCGAGACCGAUUCAAACGCAAAUUUUAAAAGCCUCUACUUUCUAUGAAGCCGAGGAUUAUCACCAGAAGUAUUUGUUACAACAACAUCCAUGGCUCAUGAAUGCGCUAGAUAUUUCACCAGGGCCGGAAUUGAAUAAUUCAAACAUUGCAACUCGUCUGAAUGGUUAUAUUGGUGGAUAUGGAACUUUGGCAAAUUUCGAAGCCGAAUUGCCAAAUCUACACCUUGAUGAUAAAAUGGCAGACUACAUCAGAAGGGCCAUGCAAAAGGGGAGUCGGGUUAAUUGUUAGUAUUUUACAAAAAUGUUAUGCCUUUUUCCAUAGUAGUAGUUUUACGCCAAAUGUAUUUUGUGCUUGAAAUUUUCUGACGGAAUACGUAUGAUUCGAACAGAAUCAACUUUUAUGAAGUUUCUGCUCGUUGAUAUUUUCGCAAUUCUGAAUUCAACCAAAUUUCAACACAGAAAAAUACAUAAUGAUGGUGAUAUCUU
This is a messenger RNA of Daphnia pulex (common water flea), 1065 nucleotides long. RefSeq names its product peptide methionine sulfoxide reductase-like (gene MsrA). Bases 272 to 868 code for a protein of 198 amino acids. Gene Ontology annotation, molecular function: peptide-methionine (S)-S-oxide reductase activity. The transcript has 6 exons. The record is from RefSeq and is a predicted model, not a curated record. Gene Ontology annotation, cellular component: cytoplasm. Gene Ontology annotation, biological process: cellular response to oxidative stress. Lineage: Eukaryota; Metazoa; Arthropoda; Branchiopoda; Diplostraca; Daphniidae.